AUGCAGCGAUGUCAGUCCAUUCCAGUCACCAUCAAUCCACAUACAGCGUCCUCAGCACAACGCUACCUCCUUCGCACAUCUCCCUCAAAACAAGAUAAACUACCCGAGCAGAACGAGUCCGAUCUCCUCAAGGCCAUCCGUGCAACAUUGCGAGGCAGUCGUGGCAGCUCCGACUCCAUCAUAAACUCAGUACGCUACCCCUCCAGCGACGACAGCAAUGGGCACCGACAUCCAACAAGUCCCGAGACUGUCACCGAAGACGAGCUCAUGUGGGACACAUUUACGGUGGUACUGAGCUCAGGAGGGAUUAUGCGCAAGAAAUGGAGCUUUGAGGAAGAGGGGCAGCCGGUGCAGUGGGCAUGCAUGGGCUGGUUCGAGCAGCCAAGCGCAAUGUCAGGAUCGUCUUCGCUGCGGCCGGCGCACUACACGUACGACUAUCAUGAACAGUCAACUCCUGCAGCGGACUCCUCUGGUCGACCAGCCUUUGGCCCCUUUACUCGAGCCCAACAAGAACAUAAGCGUGACCAGGAGCCCGCGACACGCGCGCGUGCCGUAUUCAUCUUUCUACGCAGCAUCGGCAGGGUGUUCCUGCUAAACGGUGUGGACUAUACUUUCCACCUCCCGUUCAUUGUGCGCAGGGCAUGGCCACUGAGUCCGCACGGCGUCAUUAUUCAACGGAUACUGGACGCCUCUGAGCUUGAGGAAGCCAAGGCCUCUGGCGACACUCCGCUGCCCACUAUCUUCACAUUCCUUAAUCCAUUUGCAGAGCCCGGCGCUAUGGGCCUCACAGAGAAGAUAACGGGAGGCUUCCACUCACUGCGUCCCUCGGUCACACAGGACGAGUCGAACAAGUCGCUGAAGACGAUCCCCGCGGAGGAACACAUCCUCUUUGUAUCGCAGCGCGGGCCAGACUCAUCCGACGACAUUGUAGUCACCAUAGAUGUGGGCAAGCGGCAGUUUUCUGUAUGGCGCUACGCAUUCAUCAAGCCGAAGGAUGUCGCCAGUCAGACGGGCAAGGUCGGCGCAGAGCCUGCGGUAGGCAAACGGAUGCCCUCAACCGCGUCGCCUGUGCAGCACCGCCGAGUCACGAGCGCUGCCAUCGGGACGGCCGAACAGCCCAUGCGACCAGCGGCGCCUGCGCCCGCGCAGGGCCCACCUGCCGCGCAUAAUGGCCGGGACCGGCGGAACUCGCUCAAUCGGCACGAGCUGAGCCUGACGAUGGACCGGAUGCCACUACCUGGCGGACGGACCGAUAGAGAUAUCGCAACUGACCCGGUCGACAGUGUACGGAUGCAGGCCGCGUAUUGGAUGGAGAGACUGUACACGCAAGAGGUCUCGGAAGAGAAUGCCAAAGCGUUCAAGGUAAUAUCAUGCGGGCUAUUUGACCAACGCUGGGAUGGUAAGGAGAACCGCUCCCUGCUCGGUAUCUGUACCGCCGCCACCCAGACGCUAUACAUCAUUCGUAUGGCGAAGCAGGGCGACAGGAUGGUUGCAAGGAGCGAAAAAAACCUGGCAGCAAUAAGCGUUGCCUCCGUCCGCGCAACACGCGAAGCUAUUCGCGACCUGCUGAUUGUCAUUCCAGACGGUUCGCUAGGCAUCCUGACACACGGUCUACAGUGGCUCCCCUUGGUGCUGGUACGACCAUCGGAAGAUAAUCCACAUGCAGCCUUCGAUUAUAAUGUCCCGCAACAGCGCCCUCCCAAGCCUCAGCAGCCCCCCAGCAACAGGGUCGUUGCAGUCCUGGAAGUCGUGGACUCGUCUGGAACGCUCCUGUUCGCGGAUAAGUCCAAAGCGCGCGUCACAAUCGAUCUUAUGCCCCGGGACUUACUCACUCGCCAAUGUCUCUGGAUGCUAGCCAUGGCUGUCCCAUCGCCAGUCUUCUUUGCGCUGCAUGCUAUGUAUCUGGAUAAGUGGUCCCGCCGUGGCCGUGAAGCCUCUGUGGAUGCGUCCUUCUCCGCAUUCUCGGAGGCCCUGUUUGAGUUGUUCAGGAAGGAUCCUCUAGAUAAGGCGUCCGACACCGCAAACGCGAGCGACGUACCCAGCGACGUAUGGCAAGUGCUCUCAAAGACUGCGUCGUCUUCUCGAUUCCGUGAAGACUCUGUCUUGAGGAAGUUGCAGCUUCCUCCGGCUGUUCGCGCUGCAGCGCCGCCAAGAUUGGCAGAUAAAUCGAACCUGUUCUUAGGACAGAUUCUCGUGGCCCUACAUCACGUAGCAGAAGACAUGCGGCUCAUGGUUCAUAGGUAUCACGAACUCCUCAGGCUAGUCCCGGUACUAUACCAGAUUGCUGUGACUGUCCGCCCCGAGUGGGCGGAUUAUUGGAAACGCUUAUGCCCGACCGCCAUCGAGACUUGGCCGUCGCCAAGCGAGACCCUUAUGGACUACGUGACUGACCGCCUACCUGUGUGGCCGCCGGACGCUUCUGCCAUUCUCUACGGACGCAUCAACAACCCCGACUGGAACGCGGUCCUCAUCGAUAGCCACCAUAUUGCGCACGCGCCAGGCUCUGACAGCCCGUCCUUUGCCUUUGGCAGCUCUGAGCCGUUGACGCUCAUGCGCCAAUUGACCGAAGUAUACAAAUGUUUGACAGAUAGCAAGGUUGCGGAGGGGCGGAAACGCGCUGAGAAUGCUCUUAAUGCUAUGGUGAAGGCGCAAAUUGGGCUUGAUGUGAUACAGCUACUGCCGCUUGGUGUUGCCGCCCCUUUGCGGGAGGCAUGCAGGACCUGUCAGCUGGCGCCAAGCGGAGAUUGGCCGAUCUUCGCGUACAAUCUCAUCGGCCGUAAUGACCUUGCGGAGGUCAUGAGCCACUCCGCUGGAAUAGUGCAUAGCCGCGGAUAUCGCCCCGCAAGGGACUUCGUGUACCCUUCCGUUAUUCGCAAAUCUAUACACCAGCACAUCGUGGACACCCAGAAAGCGAUCACCGGCGAGCUUAGCGUCGUAUCCGGCGUUGAGCUCGACCUCGACGACUUCACUCAAAUACGGUUCGGCCAAGACAAACGUUUAGAGGAAGUUGGCCGCAUGCUCUGCUCAUCCACGGUACCAACAAUUCGAGCGCUUGACCGGGCGGACCUUAGUGAACAUGAACAGGCGAAGGAGCAUCAGCACCAGGUCAUCCGCCUCGCGGAACGAACUCUGGCGCUACCCCUGGGUAGGGCACUCUUCACCUUUGGCUCCGUGCCCACCGUAACCCGUGAAGCAUACGCAAUACCCAACAUUGAAUAUUCUGUUCGGCUGCAGCCGAUGAACACCCUGAUGACCCCAGAGUCUGGCAAGAUCCCCUACGAAUGUACUAGCUGGGGUGAGUUCCACAACGGCGUUGCUGCUGGGCUACGCAUAUCGUCUCAGUCAAGCACGGUGGAGAGUAGCUGGAUCAAAUUCAACAAGCCAUCAGAGUUGACACCAGAACAUGCGGGCUUCCUAUAUGCUCUGGGACUUACGGGCCACCUGCGCGAGAUGCUGACUUGGCACACGUUCGGCUACUUAACCCCGAAACACGAUAUGACAUCGAUAGGUGUUCUCCUUGGACUAUCCGCAGCCAACGUUGGAACUAGUAACAAACAUGUCACGAAGUUACUCGCGGUACACACCCCUGCGCUCCUGCCAACUCCCAACGUCGACCUGAAUGUACCCCUAAUCACUCAGACCGCGGGUCUGAUGGGCAUCGGCCUUCUAUACAUGGGCACGAAGAACCGACGUAUGGCUGAGGUCUGUCUAAAUCAGAUCAGCCGCAAGGAUCUUUACCAGCCCGACCUCAGCAACGAAUAUCGUGAGGCGUAUACUCUCUCAGCUGCCUUGGCAUGUGGAAUGGUCAUGCUGGGCAAGGGCACGGCUAUCCCAGCGGAUUUGGCCAUUCUUUCGCGCCUUCGUGUCCUCAUUCACGGCGAAGGACACUCUUCUCUCAGUAGUCAGCAUGUUCGUCCAACAUUCGACAUCAAUCUGACUUCUCCUGCUGCGACGAUUACCCUUGGGCUUAUGUUCCUGAAGACAGGACGUCGAGAUGUCGCUGAUAUUCUGACAAUUCCAGACACGCUUCUAGCUCUGAACAGUAUCCAACCAAGCUUCUUACUCCUGCGUAUCAUUGCCAGAUGUCUUAUCCUAUGGGAUACGAUGACUCCGACGAAAGAAUGGUUUUACGCACAAAUCCCUCCUGCCAUCCUGACCGCAGUCCACGCAGGCGCACAGGGAAAAGCUGUCGACGACGCAUACGAAUUGGCGUACUACAACAUCUUAGCAGGACUCUGUUUCGCAAUUGCCCUGAAGUAUGCUGGAACCGCUAGAGAAGAGGCGUACAUCCUGAUCAUCCAACACUACGACGUAUUUAGUCAGAUAGCGUACACGAACAGUGCCGCUUUCGACCAGAGAAUCAAACGUGCAGCCAUUCGUGAUGGACUCAACCUGAUCUCAAUAUCCCUUAACAUGGUCAUGGCCGGAACGGGUGAGAUCAACUGUCUACGCCGACUCAGGUAUUCUUACGGGAUGUAUAAUCAACCCAUCCGCUAUGGCACCCAUCUCGCAACACAUAUGUCUCUGGGUCUACUAUUUCUGGGCGGUGGUCGCUUUACUCUCGGCACGUCGGAUGCUGCAAUUGCAUGCAUGGUCAUCGCUUUCUUCCCACGGUUCGCUCAUGUCUCUUCUGACAACAAGAGCUAUCUCCAAGCAUUCCGUCACUUGUGGGUGUUGGCGGUCGAGCCAAGGUGUCUCAUUGCGCGUGAUGUGGAUACCAAAGAGGUCGUCUACCUUCCUGUCAAAAUCAAGGUCAAGGACGGCAAAGAUGUCGGAACCACACAACUCAUCUCCCCGACUCUAAUUCCUGACCUUGACAGAUUGCUGUCCAUCAGGGUUGACACACCUCGCUACUGGCCCUUCUAUUUGGACAUUGCGAAUUAUCCACGACACAAGGAAUCCCUCUUGCGCAAUCAGACGCUCUUCGUGAAACGACGGACAGCCUUUCUCAGUUACAGGGAGGACCCCAAGGGUAGCCGAAGUCUCUUCGUCCGGUCAGGCUCCUCUACAGGCGAUGCAGCGACCCUCGACUUUCCGCAGUUGACGGACGCAAAGGCGCACCCUGCCAGUGAUCUCCAUCACUUCAUCUCGUCAUUCUCCAAUGAUGUCUUGUUCCUGGCAUUCGCUGACCGUUUCUGCCGGGACGAUGGCGAGACCAACCAAGAGCGAUUGCUGCAUGCUUACUGUCAUGCUAGUCUCAUGGACAGCAUCUUACAGGAUAAGGCACAGACCAUACAAGCCCACCUCACGAUACACCGUUUCCGCACGAUGUCUUCUGGCUCGCAAUACUUCAAUUUGCGGAUGCAGGAUCUUCGCUUCGCUACGGACUUCUACAGCAAGAUCUUCGAUAGACGGUUCAGCGGGAGAGCAGAGAACAACCCGCGACCACCACUCAUCCGCGAAGGGUCCUUGUCUGGUGCAAUGUUCGCCCUCGAUAGCCAGUUGAACGCUAUUCGGGAUAGCCCAGCCUUUCUGGCGCUUCUCGCUCGGUACGCGAAUGGAGAAACAAUACCAGCGUUUCCGGCAGGGUCACCCGAAGAGACCAUGUGCCGUCACUUGGCAUGGUACCUGCAACGCAACAGCGUGCCUGUAUCUUACAUUCUCCUUGUCCUCAAAAGACUGGCUAACCGGGCGCACGAACAAUGCCUCGGACCACCACCCCCAGAGGGCACGUCGAAUGCUGCAAUUCUCGAUCUUGGAAUCAAAGAGGUCCUACAUGCUACCGGCACUCAGAUGACGACAGCAAUGGGAUCAGGAUGGUCGAUCCGCUCUCUCGACGAAAUCAUUGCAUCAUGGAACAGCACGCGUUAA
Messenger RNA from Postia placenta MAD-698-R-SB12, 5811 nucleotides. RefSeq lists its product as hypothetical. NCBI's taxonomy places the organism in Eukaryota, Fungi, Basidiomycota, Agaricomycetes, Polyporales, Adustoporiaceae. Gene Ontology annotation, biological process: metaphase/anaphase transition of mitotic cell cycle; protein K11-linked ubiquitination; anaphase-promoting complex-dependent catabolic process. The transcript has 7 exons. The record is from RefSeq and is a predicted model, not a curated record. Bases 1 to 5811 code for a protein of 1936 amino acids. Gene Ontology annotation, molecular function: molecular adaptor activity. Gene Ontology annotation, cellular component: anaphase-promoting complex.